Molecule: messenger RNA, 3798 nt
Organism: Dreissena polymorpha
Lineage: Eukaryota; Metazoa; Mollusca; Bivalvia; Myida; Dreissenidae
Product: beta-1 adrenergic receptor-like
Exons: 2
Coding region: 1227-2747 (506 amino acids)
Biological process (GO): G protein-coupled receptor signaling pathway
Cellular component (GO): membrane
Molecular function (GO): G protein-coupled receptor activity
Source: RefSeq, a predicted model, not a curated record
AGAAUAACUAAACCUUUGGAUGUUCUGAAUUACAAAACCUUUGGAUAUUUAUGUGUGUUUCGAUUAUGUUGACUUGAACUCAUUUGGUGCCGGAUAAGUUUUAAAUCCAACUAUGCAAGAUUUCGCAGAUCCAGAUUGCUCUCUUCGGUGUUAGUUGAGAGCGAACCCUACAAUAUCAGAAGACAAUCUAUACAGCAGCCGAAACCUAGCUAACAUGCUUCCCAGUCGUCUGCAUUGAUAUAGGAUAAAAAUAGUAACAUAAUGGAACAAAUAUAAUUUACGCCAAGGGAUAGGAAGCAGACGUGCGUAGUGGUUUAGUGGUAUAUUUACCUAGAGCGAGGCAGAAAACAGCGGAAGUUGAGUAGCAGUUGAGAUGAACACUGGGUGUUAUGUUAUGAAGCUCUUAGUUAUUUUUUACAUAGGUGGAUAAUAUAAACGCUAAAAAAAAUAAUAUUAAAGUGUAUUGUGGCUUUCAACAUCAAAGGAUUCACUUGUGAACACUGACUGUGUGGUUCGAACUAUUUGUAAUAAUAAAUGAAAUUUUAUUAUAUUCAAGUUCGUUACUAAAAAUCGCGUAUUUGGAUGGAUACAAAUUAAUACGCGCAUCUGUUAGUUAGUCGGUAUAAUUAUAUUAUAUUAAGUUUUACACGUGUUCGUUGAAUAAAAACUUUAGUUUAAUACACGAACUCGUGUAUUUCGUUUACAACAUUUGAACGUUUUCCUGGAAUUGUUUCUGGACAUAAAAAUAACAAGAAGUAUGUGUUCCCACUUCGUGAUUUCAUGACGAUAUCUUGAGGUAUUCAUGGCUACCUGGAGUGCUUACCUGGCUUAUCAAGAAUGCGUUUAGACAAAACUUAACUCUUUGAACUUUCAAUUCUUCUUGAAAUUAACAUCCAAAAGAUAACGCGUUGGCACGUUAUUCUACAACACUACGAGACAUCAAGUUCAGAAAAACGAAUCUUGUGUGCUUUGGAAGUUUAGGAAAGCCAUCAACAUCACGCCAAAUUAGCGAUGUUGACUUUUGAUUUUGCUAAAACCUAAUCUCCCAAACGACGGAAUAUUAAUGUGCGUAUAUUUAUGUGUAUAGGAGAUUGUUAAUGAAAUAACAGAUGACAUCCGCGGAUGAUUAUUAGUAUGUGUUGAAUAAGAGAACUGUAAAACACAGUCAAGAACCAUUGUUUGAUGACAAAUAUGAUAUUGUUGUAAGAGCUGUAAGAAAUUGAUAGAUGUCUACCGCAAAACGACAAAUGCAAAUUCAAACAGAUUUUCCGCAAUCAGAAUCCGCCAUAGUUGGACUAGACACCCGAUCGGAUUAUAUAAACGACACUACUUUCUUGGUUACACACAUGAAUGGAUCAGUAAAGUAUAACGUCGCGUCCAUUUACCUUAGCUCUGACGUCAUUGUGGCGGACGUUUCAGAGACAGCGAGAGGAAUCACGUUAGUAAUAUUUGUAGCGCUGGGUAUAGCGUUCAACAUAUUCAUGAUUGUGUCUAUUUUUCCUAACAAAAGACUUCACACAGUAAGAAAUAUAUUACUCUUGCAUCUGGGGUGCACCGGCUUGUGUUUUUCCGUACUCAUUAAUCUCACGACCACCGCGGUAAGCUUUUCUGGACGAUGGAUUGGUGGCGUUGUGGUGUGUCAAAUAUACGGAUUUCUUUUUUCGGUGUUUGCACUCGUGACUUCGUGGACAAUAAUGGCUCUGAGUUGGGAUAAAUAUCAAACAAUUGUGUGCCCUUUGCAUCAUUCUUUUACAGCAAAGGCUUUCAAACUGAGUGUGAUAUUUAUAAGUGUAUGGGUAACGGCCUGUUUGGUGUCCUUUCCACCGUUGCUAAGUAGUAUUCGUUACGAGUUUCAACCAGAGAAGGGGAUUUGUUUUGUUUGCACCAAAUCUACAGCGGGAAAAAUCUAUAUGUGUGCUUUCCUCUUAACGGCCGUCUACAUACCGCUUGGGAUUAUGGUGUUUUGUUACACGCAUAUAUACAAAAUAGCGCGCAGCCAGUCCAGUCGAAUUGCGGCCACAAUGAUACAGAUGACUUGUAUCGUACAAGCAACGGUUGCGCCCCACAGCAAUCCAAGUAUGUCUCUGAAAGGUUCUAAGGCCAUGUGCACAAUAUUUCAGUUAAUAGGCUCGUUCGUGUUAGUGUAUAUUCCGAUGUCUGUGAUAUUGACCAUUGAUAUUAUCGUUCCAAAUACCCAAGCGACAAAUGUCGUCCUUUUAUCAACCGUUGUUUUGAUAUUCUUGUCAGCGCCAGUAAUUAACUCAUGCGUGUAUGGAUUGCGAAAUAAAUGUCUACGAAUGUCUUUCAGGCGUUAUAUUCGACGCAAGAUACGUUACUAUUGCUACAAAGACAAGCGUAGAAAUAGUGUCAAAUCAUUCCGUUCUUUCCGAUCAUCGUCAUUGAAAAAUGGUAAUAAAAGACAAACAAAUCAAAAUUGUACCCGAGUGACAGGUGGGCUAAGGCGGACACAAUCUUUUCCUGUUCGAGGUACACGUGGAACACUACGUAACUUCCGGGAAGCUGUAAACAAAUCUCGAGGUAAUCAUCUUGAAGUGUUUGAUACUACAGACGCAAUAGCACGUCCUUAUUCGUACAAUGCCCUUAAUCCGGAGAUAUCAAUAAAUAGGAUUUCGCCAGCGUCAUCUGUUUGCAACAGUAUAAAACCAGACACAAGUCUGGUGAGAUUUCAAAUCGAGGAUGAAGUGGAGCGUUUACCAGAGGAUAUUCCAGACAUUGAUGCAGAUUGAGUUUUACAAGCGAAACCUGUAGGUUCUGACACUUUUAUUAUAUACUUGCAAUGUAGUCGUAACUUAUGUUCAUGGUAAUAUUGUUGUGAAGGAAUUAUGGCGAUAGUGCAUUUUUUCAUUUAACAUAUGGCAGUAAUUUGUUUUUUAAACAUAAUAUUGUAUUACUAGUUUUUUCAUUCUACUUAAUAUAACAUAAAACCAAGUCUUCCUUCAUAAACUGGAUGGAAAGUAAUACAAUUUCAAUUAUUAAUUGUGAUCGUAUGAAAACAAUCAGUGCGAGCGCGAACUUAAAACGCAUCAAAUGUACACAUUCUUUGUGUGUGCGCAUUGAGUCAAUUGAGGUCAUUCAUGCCGUUAAUUUGAACGUCACAAAACUCUAUUAUUUAUAUAGUCCAAUUUAGUUUCUUACUUUUCGAUAUUCGGUUAAUAUUUUUUAAACAUGUAAUGCUAUUUAAUCACAUGUCGACGAACACUUUUUUUCUUGAAUUUUAACAAAAAUAAUCAAAACGUGUUAAAUCAUCUAAUGUUUAUAUAGUAGCCGUCAGAAGUGUUAAGAUAUUUAUUUACUCUUACAGUGUUCCGAUGUCUAAUUUGUUCCGUGUAAGAUAUUAUUGUUCAUAUAGAAAACUACAUUAUCACGGACAAAUAAAUAACAUAGAAUUACGAUAUACACGUACAAACACUAAUAUUUUGUAUUUUAUAAAACCGAUCAACUCAUUACAAAGAAAGUUAUAUGUAUUUACAAAUCAAUAAAAGAUAUGAUACAAUUCAGUGCAAUUGUAUAUAUUUGAUAAUGAGAGCAUGGGGAGUGCUUGGUGUAACGACGAGCAUUUAUUAUUUUAAUUUUCUUUGACAUUAAACAUAUUAAAAUAGAUUACUGUUGUUUGUGAUUGUAUUUAUUGAUAUUGUAUAUUACGUUAUGUAUUAUUGCAUAUGUCAAUAAUAUGCAUCCAUUCAUAAGACAUCACAUUUUCUACCAUAGCCUGUUAAUUGUUUUAGAUGUUUAAAUGCGUAACGUUAACAGUGCAAUAAUAAAAUCUUUAAAAAAAUA